Messenger RNA from Austrofundulus limnaeus, 2717 nucleotides. RefSeq names its product zinc finger protein 287. Gene Ontology annotation, biological process: embryo development; regulation of transcription by RNA polymerase II. The transcript has 2 exons. The record is from RefSeq and is a predicted model, not a curated record. Gene Ontology annotation, molecular function: RNA polymerase II transcription regulatory region sequence-specific DNA binding; DNA-binding transcription factor activity, RNA polymerase II-specific. Lineage: Eukaryota; Metazoa; Chordata; Actinopteri; Cyprinodontiformes; Rivulidae. Bases 152 to 1351 code for a protein of 399 amino acids. Gene Ontology annotation, cellular component: nucleus.
GUGAUCAGAACUGUUUCCUGUUGCUGUUAUGCUACAUUUUUAUGGGUUUUUUUUUUUAACCCAAAUCAGCAUAUGCAAGCCGUAACAGCGAGCGGGACGCCGCUGUUGUUUUGUCAUUUGACCUUACAUGAAUGAGGUUUAACGUCCGCAAAUGUCGUUCGAGCCAGCUGGGCCGCCGAACAGGGCCGACAUGGACAUCAACUGUGUGGCUUUUCAGAGCAAGUUAGCCUCCAUCAUGGAUGUGYUAGCCAAAGCCGCCGUGGUGGAAAUUAGCAAACUGUGGGAGGACGGGUUCGCUCUCAUUCAGAUCGAGCUCCAUCGGAGAGAAAGUGAAAUUAAAGCUCUGAACAGCAAGUUGGUGUCGAUGGAAAACGAGCGUUUAAAGGCUCUUUCUCAGGCUUCAAACAGGUCCUCGUCUUUUUCCACAAGAGAGCAGCAAAGCAGGCUGCCGCCACCUGCUGGUGAUGGUCCUUCAGGUGAUUCAUUGCAGGCGUCUUGUGACCAGAGCAUCAGAGACGAGGUAAACGCUGCGGUAAAUAGCAGAACACCUCCUGAUCAGACAGAGGAAAACCAGACAAAACAUCCCGGCUCUGACCCCGGCGAGGCCGAAGACGAAUCGGAUGAAGACUUGGUUGUCAAGCUCGAAGAUGACGAUGAUGUUCAGAUCGUGGAGCAGACGUUGGAGUCGGAGCCCAGCGGCGGCGAUGGAGCAGUGCAUCAGGAGGAGGAGCAGAACCAACAACCUGCUGAAGUUUUACAGGAUCGGGAUACCCGGCAGUGGCUGACUAUUUCUGUGGGAGACAGCGACACAGCGGACGACUCGGACUGCUUCUACGAACCAAAGCAGACGGACUCAGAAAUCUUGCUCAUUCAAAAUGCCGUGGACAUCUUUGAUAAUUCAGCAGCGUUUUCUGACAGAUAUAUGAGGGAGAACGGGACGGUGCAAGGUGCCACCGCUGCACCCAGACCUCCUGUGACUUUCAGCCAACCUCAACCAAGUCAUCAAUCGGUAAACCAUCCAGAGAGAGAGAUGCCUGUUGGGUUCCUUUCAGAAAAACAGCAGCAGUCUAAAAACGUGUCGCCCUUCAGCUCGGAGAGCAGACUGUUUCUGUUGAACGACCCGGAGUUGCACAAGGCGGUGGCGAGUCGCCGCAUUAAGGAGAAGUGGUUCAUCUGCCCGUUCUGCGGCAAAAGCUUCGAUCGCGUCAGCCACCUGGAGAUUCACCAGCGAAUCCACACGGGGGAGAAACCGUACACCUGCAACAUAUGCGGCAAGUGUUUUUCUCAGAGGAGCAACCUGCGGACCCACCAACGAACUCACAAAGAAGCGCUUGCACAAAAUGCUGUUUAAUUUAUAGAUUUUUAUAUUAGCUAACUCGUUUUACCCUGCGCCCUUUUAGAUUUUAACUUUGGCUUUUCUUGGGUUGUGAGAACUAAAACAAAUCUCUCUGAUCUGUUUAUAUAUCAGAUUGUGAACAACACUUCGACCCAAACCAUAUGCCCAUGAUUAAAUAUAAAUUUUGACUUUAUAUGAGAAGGAAAAUCUCCCCUCGGACUUAAAAGUUURGCUAAUUGGAUGUGAGUCAGUGCAAUUUAGACAGUAGAAAAAACAGAAAAAGGCAAAAAAAGACUAUUAGUAUUACAUUCUUAUUUAAAAAGAGUUUUCCCCCAGACUGCCUAAGUACCAUGACACAUACUGUAAGUGGUUUUAUGUAUUUUAUUUAUGUAAACUGAGACAAAUAUCUGCUUUUUUAAUAUGGUCUACUGGAGAUGUUCUGCUUUGGAUAAAUAUUCUUUUUUCAAACAAGUUGAGAUCUGGUGACCAUCAAUUCCAGAGCAUUUUAUUUGUAUUAUUUUUAUGGCCAUUGAACCAUUUUUGAUCACUCAGGCCUUAAAGAUGGGAGUUUUGUUAUCCUGAAAGAGACCUGGGCCUGUAUUUAUUUAACUUCUUAAAAUAACUCUUAAGAAAGCUGUUAAGAAAUGUAAAAACAAAAUUAUUAGCUAAGCUGAGAGUAAAAGUCAGUUAUCAAGCAUGUCAGUCUGUAAAUUCCCUGACCCCUAGUGGCAACUCUGAACCAGUUAGACACUACGCUAAAGUCAGAGAUUAAAUCUAAGGAAUUUUCAGUACUUAAGUCUAAAUACUCUAAGAAGUUUGAUAAAUACUGGUCCUGAAGUCCUGAGGAAGAAUGGAAAUGUUUCAUAGGACAAAAGGAUAUAAUUCAGAACAUGCUUAUGAUUCACGGGGAAUGUUUCCUUUUAGUUGGGGACACACCAACUCAUCUUAUGGCAGCUAAAUAUCUGAAUUAAARUUUUUUUUUCCUUUUUCAUCACUUUGAGAAAAGAAAAUAGUUGGCCAUCAUAUGUCACAGAAUAAAUAUUUAUUUUAGCUGUUAAACAGUCGACCUGGCUCUGCUCUAGCUCCUUCAGGUAAAACAAAUGAGAUUGUUUUACAGAGUAACACAUUACUGUUUCUCAGCUGCUUACUUUGACCCUCRGUAAACUUUUGUUCUGACCUCUCGAAUCUUUUGAACGUGCCUUGUAUUUAUUUUUAAACGGUCWUCGCAAAAUUCCACGAUAAAAAUGUAAAGUCGACAUACUUUUUAAUAUUAUUUACAUGUUUCCAGUGUCACAGAAAAUAAGACACUCACAGUAUAAAGCACUUUACAGUGUAUUCAUGUCACCUGACAGUACUUUUAUAAAGGAUUUCUUCUCCGCUG